Molecule: messenger RNA, 2598 nt
Organism: Malurus melanocephalus (red-backed fairy wren)
Lineage: Eukaryota; Metazoa; Chordata; Aves; Passeriformes; Maluridae
Gene: SLC37A4
Product: solute carrier family 37 member 4
Exons: 8
Coding region: 35-1324 (429 amino acids)
Biological process (GO): phosphate ion transmembrane transport; glucose-6-phosphate transport
Cellular component (GO): endoplasmic reticulum membrane
Molecular function (GO): glucose 6-phosphate:phosphate antiporter activity
Source: RefSeq, a predicted model, not a curated record
CGGUUCGGUUCUGAGCGGUUCGGAGCCCUGCGGGAUGGCGGCCGGCGGCUACGGGCGCUACCGGGCCCUGAUCUUCGCGGCCAUGUUCGUGGGGUACACGCUCUAUUACUUCAACCGCAAAACCUUCUCGUUCGUCAUGCCCGCCGUCAUGGCCGAGGUGCCGCUGGGGAAGGACGACCUGGGUCUCAUCACCAGCAGCCAGUCCGCAGCCUACGCCAUCAGCAAGUUCAUCAGCGGCAUCCUUUCGGACCAGAUGAGCGCCCGCUGGCUCUUCUCCUCCGGCCUCCUCAUGGUGGGCUUGGUCAACGUGGUCUUCUCUUGGAGCUCCACCGUCAUGGCCUUCGCCGGGCUCUGGUUCCUCAACGGCCUGGCCCAGGGGCUGGGCUGGCCGCCCUGCGGGAAGAUCCUGCGCAAGUGGUUUGAGCCUUCCCAGUUCGGGACUUGGUGGGCAAUCCUGUCUACAAGCAUGAACUUGGCUGGAGGCUUAGGCCCCAUUGUCGCUGCUCUUGUGUCUAUGAACUACGAUUGGCGCAAGACUUUGUCCUUCUCUGGCUUCACCUGCAUGGUUGUCUCUUUUGUUUGCCUUGUCUUGAUUAAAAAUGAGCCGUCGGAUGUUGGGCUGCCCAACAUUGAACAAGGAGCCAAGAAAGGGAAGAAAGGUUCCUCCAGUGACAACAGCACCUUGACAGAGCUGCUGCUUUCGCCGUACCUUUGGGUGCUCUCAACAGGCUACCUGGUCGUUUUUGGAGUGAAAACAUGCUGUACUGACUGGGGACAGCUCUUCCUGAUCCAGGAGAGGGGACAGUCCAUGCUUGUGGGCAGUUCCUACAUGAGUGCCUUGGAGAUUGGGGGCCUGGUGGGAAGCAUUGCUGCUGGAUACCUUUCUGAUAGAGCAGUAGCAAAAGUGGGUCUGUCAAGCUAUGGGAAUCCUCGGCAUGCGCUGCUGCUUUCCAUGAUGGCUGGGAUGUGUGUGUCCAUGUUUCUCUUUCGGGUCACAGUCACAGGUGACUCUCCCAAGCUGUGGAUUCUGACUCUGGGAGCUGUGUUUGGGUUUUCCUCAUAUGGGCCAAUUGCCCUGUUUGGGGUCAUAGCCAACGAAAGUGCCCCUGCCAACCUGUGCGGUACCUCCCAUGCCAUAGUGGCCCUCAUGGCCAAUGUUGGGGGUUUCCUGGCUGGACUGCCUUUCAGUACGAUUGCCAAGCACUACAGCUGGGCCACAGCAUUCUGGGUAGCUGAAGUCACCUGUAUCAGCAGCACAGUGGCUUUCUUCUUCUUACGAAACAUCCGCACCAAGAUGGGCCGGAUUUCCAGGAAGGCUGACUGAGGAUAAGCUGCUUGAUAGAAAGGAUGUUCCCACGCUGACAUGAAUGAUGCUCGUUUUUGUUUAACUGGCCUAGGAGUGAGUUUACCUAUUGCUGCAACCUAGAUAAAAAUGUCUCAACUUCUCAUCCAAUGUGAGGUGCCAGAAGGCACAAGGUUCCUGCUACUGAUCGCUUUUUCCYUCAAGAUGUGAUAAUUCACCUAGUUUACAUUUGCAGUGAUUUUACUGUACCUCUUCAUCACAGCACUGUUAGUCAAGAAAGCAGGCUCCACAGCCUGAGCUUCCCCACUACAGGUGGUCUGAAAUGGCUGGCUUCAGGUGCACUUACCUUUAGUUUUGUCAUUACUGUUUGUCUCAGCCAUUAACUGAGACAUUAAUCAUUUCAGCUUCACUGCUCAGGGGCACUGAACCGAGCCCUUUCUGCCUGCAUCCGUCCCAUCCAGCUGCCUAAGCACAGUUGUCCCAGGUCACUUCAGCAUGAGCUCUGCGUGUGCUCAGCCACAGGACAGCAGCAGAGCAGGGAAUGUGAYGAUUGCAGUCCAGCCUGCUUUGACAGCAGCAAGGCUUUAGCUGAAUCUGGGGUUAGCUGCUAGGGGUGAAGGAGUGUGUUGCUGUGGACAACUGGAAACAGGGGGCUGUUGCUGUGGCAGGACUCCCCACAGCAUUUAGAAAUAGGCAUGUUUCCAGGGAAUUCAUGGUGUUUGGAGGAGCUCCUUCUAAUGAGCUGAUCCUGCUUGGGGCGACAUCUGUGUGCAGUGUUAAUGAUUUCCAAGGGAGGCAGCUGCUGCCAAGGCAGCUCACAGCCAGUGCUCUGUGAAUGAGCCAGGAAAAGUAUCCCAGCAGCAGGAACUGCAACAGCAGCCACCACCACCAUUUCUGUGCCUGGGUUCUAUUACAACCCUCAUUUUUAGCAUUCAGUACACGGUGUGAAGACUACGGUGGUUUUGGUCAAGAGUUGCAUCUUAUGGCCUGCAGGCAGGGGCUUGGGCUGCCUCUGAGUCCGCCUUAGSAGUCAGGCCCAGCACCUUGCAAUAAGUACACUCAGGUUUUUAACCAGGAUGUUGAAUAUUCUUGUUUUUCCCCAAAAGAAUUUACUGCUUUAGGAUCCUGAAAGAGGCAAGUUCGACUUGCGAAGAACCUGUAUGCAGGUACUUUGCUGAAUACCUUGGUUGCAAGAGUAGUUAGCUAGCCUUAAUUAAAACAAUGGAAGUGAAUUAUAUUUUGUACUUAAUUACAUGAUCUUCUAUAUGCGAAAUAAAAAUGGAACAGUGUCACGA